Molecule: messenger RNA, 5525 nt
Organism: Phycodurus eques (leafy seadragon)
Lineage: Eukaryota; Metazoa; Chordata; Actinopteri; Syngnathiformes; Syngnathidae
Gene: brd1a
Product: bromodomain containing 1a
Biological process (GO): regulation of transcription by RNA polymerase II
Cellular component (GO): MOZ/MORF histone acetyltransferase complex
Molecular function (GO): protein binding
Source: RefSeq, a predicted model, not a curated record
GGGCGCUUUAGGAACGGCAAAGGGGGCGGUGGCGGGGGGAUGAUGAUAUAUGGACAUUCAUUGCGCGACACCACUUUGAUGUUCGUCCAAGGAGCACUUCCGGCCGUUUCUGCGUGACUUUGAACUGAUUGCAAAUGUUUAAUGUGGGACAUGACAAUGCGCGCCGUUGACGUCAGUUUAAAGACCUGCAAGAGGUUGUCCCUCGUUCGAUUCAACGUGUGCUGCGUUCACUGUCAUUGAAAGAGCAUUCGCGAUCCACGUUUCAUGGCAAUAAUAUGUUACAAGGGUGGAUGUUGAGCGGCUAUGUAUUUCUCUAUUUUUUUUUAGGGUUGGGAAUGGAAAGUGGUUACCAGAGUGGGGGAGCUGAGUUUGGGAAUAAAUAAAAACGUCUUGUGUGUCAGCUAUGUCAUAUUGGCCGCCAGGGGGGAAAGGCUAAGUCGAAUGACCCAGCACAUGGUGGGAAGUAAACCCCUCCCGGUCGCUAGCUUUUGGUAGCCCUCUUCCGUGCUUUUGUUUUCGGGCGUAGCUUUGUCUAUGUGUGUAUGUAGCGUCGUCAAACGAUUGCGUGACAGAUGGGGCUUUUGUGUGAAAUACGACUCGCGGCCAACAUGACCUCCAGCGUCACGCGUCGAGUGGUGCGUGCGGUGGGAGUUGUCUGGUGAAAAAUGCAUUGUUGUGUCGAGGGGGGGGUGGAAGAGCCGUCCGGGCUUCUGCCACCGCCGCCGUCGUCGCUCUGCUAUUCACUCGGCCAAGCGAUUCUCACGAUUAUGAAUAGCCUUUCAAACCCAAAUACGGGACACGAACAAGACACCAAGCAUCUUUACGUUCGUAUUAACAAUUGAGUUUUAGUCGCCCAAUUGGAUGAGAACUCUGCGUGCGGGAAGGGAGCCACUUAGCAGGCCCUUUCGCCAUUGCUUUGUAAGGCUGCUGGCAAGCUAACACCGUUAUCAACCCAAGAAACACGGAGCAACAAGAUGAAGAAGAAAGCCCGGAACCACCGAGUUUCGGCACCGGAGAGGCCUUCGUCGCCCAUCAAGCCCUCACCCAACAAACAGAUCCUGACGUACGCUCAGGCGCAGCGCAUGGUGGAGUUUGAACUCGACGGCCGCAUCCAUCGGCUCAGUGUCUUUGACCGGCUCGACGUGAUCUCUGACGGCGACCCCGUGUUGCGGGAAAUGGUGGAGUGUGCCAAAAACAAGGAGAACGCAGACAAACCACAGCAGCAGGUUCUGGUGAGGUCGAUCCGAUUAAAAAACAACCGCGACAAGAGAAAAGCUGCACUGGGCAUCACUGCUCAGAAAGAAGGAGGCGGGCAUCCUGUCAGUGUUCAUCCCGGUCCGAAACUGCCAGAGCCUAAAUUUCGGACUGUAGAAUAUAACUUGCCAGCAGUUCCUAAACUUCAUUCUUCUUAUUAUAAAUAUGAAGAGAAGACCGAGGAAGAGCUUGAUGAGGAAACCGAGUACGACAUGGACGAGGAAGAUUACGCCUGGCUUGAUUUGGUCAACGAAAAGCGACGAAGUGAAGGCGCCAGCCAGGUGUCUUUCAACGUCUUUGAGUUCCUUAUUGACCGCUUUGAGAAAGAGUUGUACCUAGAAGGCUUGGAUAAAGGCAGCGAGAAGCAAGCUUCUGUGGACGAAGACACGGUGUGCUCCAUCUGCAUGGACGGCGAAUGUCACAACAGCAACGCCAUUCUCCUCUGCGACCUGUGCAACGUGGCCGUUCACCAGGAGUGUUACGGCGUCCCCUACAUCCCCGAGGGCCAGUGGCUUUGCAGACACUGCCUGCAGUCGCCAAUGCAGCCCGCCAACUGCGUCCUUUGUCCCAGUAAGGGCGGGGCGGUGAAAAAGACGGACGACGACCGCUGGGGCCACGUGGUGUGCGCCCUCUGGGUCCCUGAGGUGGGCUUCUCCAACACUACCUUCAUCGAGCCCAUCGACGGCGUCCGGCACAUCCCGCCGGCCCGCUGGAAGCUCACCUGUUACCUGUGCAAAGAAAAGGGCGUCGGGGCGUGCAUCCAGUGCCACAAAGCCAACUGCUACACCGCCUUCCACGUCAGCUGUGCCCAAAAAGCCGGCCUCUUCAUGAAGAUCGAGCCCGUUAAAGACAUGACUGAGUCAGGCGAGCCCACCUUGUCGUUGAAAAAGACCGCCUACUGUGGUGCUCACACACCCAAUGGCUGCGUGAGGAGGAAACUCGCAAUCUACGACGAGGUCAAACCCAAGAAUGGACUAUGUAGCAAAGUGGACAAAGUUCGAAGAGCUGCUCAAUGUAAAGGGAAACAGAAGAAAAAGACUAAAAAACCUGAGCCAGAUGUUAAAAGUGAAGUGCCAUCUCCUGCUGUUGUGCCUACGUUUCCUGAUCAUAGGUUGCAAACUAUUCUGAACCAGGUAUCGGUCCAAAAAAAGAAAGCGUUUGUGGAGCUCGUCUUAAAUUACUGGACUCUUAAACGACAGUUCAGGAAUGGGCUCCCAUUGAUCCGACGCCUCCAGACAAGUCUCCAGUCCCAGAAAAAUGCGCAGCCGAAACGGAAUGAGGAAGAAACACGGGCGCUGAAGGAGCAGCUGAAGGAGUGGCACCGGCUCCGGCACGACCUCGAGAGAGCCCGGCUGCUGCUGGAGCUCAUUCGCAAGAGGGAGAAACUCAAGAGGGAGGAGUUAAAAUUCCAAGAGAGCCUGCUUGAGAUGCAGCUCACUCCAUUUAGCAUCCUGCUCAGAGCCGUCUUGGACCAGUUACUGUCAAAAGACCAGGCCAGGAUCUUCACCCAGCCAGUCGACAUCAAUGAGGUGCCUGACUACCUCGACCACGUCAAGUGCCCUAUGGACUUCUCCACCAUGCGGCAGCGCAUCGACGCCCAGAAAUACAGCAACUUUGACCAGUUCGAGGAGGACUUCGACCUCCUUGUCGACAAUUGCAUGAAGUACAACUCCAAGGACACCUAUUUCUACCGGGCUGCCGUUCGCCUUCGAGAUCAGGGCGGGGCGGUGAUUCGGAAGGCGCGGCGGGAUGCGGAGAAAAUCGGCUUCGACGCAGUCAGCGGCAUGCAUCUGGAAGAGGUCCCCGAAGUAAAGACAUCGGCAUUUUCGUGGGAGGACGUGGAUCGCUUACUCGUGCCCGCCAACCGCAGCCAUUUGCCCCUGGACAAGCAGCUGCAGCAACUUCUGGAGAAGUUUGACCUGACCUGCGCCAUGAAGUCCAGCCCGUCCCGCAGCAAACGCAUCAAGCUGCUGAAAAAGACCAUUAAUGACGUGCGCAGCGUCAUGAGCCUGAAGAGAGUCCAACCCUCCCCACACCAGCACCACCACAACAGCAGCUCGUCCUCUGGAGCCCCUUCGUCAUCAGCGUCAUCUUCAUCAGCUGAGGUCGUGGCUAAGACUGAAGAGGAGACAUGGAAGCCAAAUGGACAUUUCCCAGAUGACGAGGCAGACAAGUCUCUCCCGCCGAAACUUGAACCCUCCGACGCCAUUCCUCCUCUCAUCCACUCGGACACGGACCCCGAGCCCCCUACCCUCAAACCCAUCGACGUCACCCCAGAUUUUGACAAAAAGACUCACGGCAAGUUCGACGGGGACCGACCAAACACCCCGUCGUCCCCGCCACACCUAAACGGCCACUUCCACAGUAACCUCCAGAAUUCUCUAUUCGAUGGCGACGUUAGCGUAGUGGCCACAUCCACCCUGGCCGAGCCGGCGGGCACCGUCAGUCGGCGGACCGCCGUGCUCUUCCGCAAGUCCCAAGCCACCGGUCCCCACAAGCUGGCGAGGGGUGGCGACGACAAUGGCCCUGACCAGGCCGAGAGGAAAGAGAGCGAGGAGGAGGUCGACGGCGGCAACACGCAACUGGGUUCCAAAUCCUUUCUGUCCGUCGUGAUUCCUAGACUGGAGACCUUACUUCACAGCAAAAAACGGAAACAUCUUGACAGCCAUGAGGAGGUCACAGAGGAGGACGAGUCUCCUGUUAAAAGACUUGACAUGGGGCUGUCGAGAGGUUUCCUGGAGGUGGAAGAGGAGAAAGAGCUUGGCCAGCCCAGCAGAGUGAGCAGACCUGUAGAGCCACGUAGACGCUGCGCCUCAGAGUCCUCCAUCUCCUCGUGCAGCAGUCUCCCUGGAGGUCCCGGUACCAUCCUGAGUCUUCCGAAGUGUGGGAAAGGGAAACCUGCUUUGUUGCGAAGAAACACUGUGGAUGAUAAGACUGAAUUAAUUGCUUGCAUAGAAAAUGGUAAUUUUGCCAAAGCUGCACGAAUCGCUGCAGAGGUUGGCAACAGCAAUAUUUGGAUGCCCGCUAGUGCUGCAACAGUUGCGCUGGAACCCCUAAAGCUAGUUUGGGCCAAAUGUAGUGGAUACCCCUCCUACCCUGCAUUGAUCAUCGACCCCCACAUGCCGCGCGUGGGCUGCCAGCACAACGGGGUGUCCAUCCCCAUGCCCCCCCUAGACGUGCUCCGCAUCGGAGAACAAAUGCAGUACAAAGCCGACGAGAAACUCUACCUCGUGCUCUUCUUCGACAACAAGCGCAGCUGGCAGUGGCUUCCUAGAUCCAAGAUGGUUCCCCUGGGCAUUGACAAGACCAUCGACAAGAUCAAGAUGAUGGAAGGCCGCACGUCCGGCAUCCGCAAGGCGGUUCAGGUGGCCUUCAGCCGCGCCAUGAACCACCUGAGCAUCGUGCGGGACGAGCCGGUCAGCGACCUCAGCGACGUGGACUGACGAGCCGCAGCCCCUUCUCGCAAACCCGCACCUCUUCCUCUCUCAGAGACGACAAUGUUUACUGGGCCGUCGCCCCCUCCCUCGACCAGUCCCACUUGUACACACUCCUCUAACAUGCUGCUUGAAUGAAUGUCCCCCGCCCUCACGUCUCCAAAUGUAAGUGUGCUUUAGAGACCGUCUCCACUGUCCUCUUGCAUAAUGUUUCAGGACUUAAAUGAUUUAGUUUGGCUAUGGUGUCACUCUUUCAUUUUUUUUUCUUUUUUUUUAUUUUUGGCACAAAAACCUUUCCUGUCCACAUGACUGUAACGUUUCUGUCACGGUCCCAUUUGCAUAUGAAAUCAUCCCUAUUUACAAACACCCGCCUUUGUAUUUAAACUGUAAGUAUGUACAGUUGCUCGACACUAACUUAUUUAGUAGUUUUGACCUACAUGACUGCUUUUUAUUUAUACUUGAUGCAUUUUGUGGCACUAAGGCACGCGAGUGCUGUGUGAGCAAGGAGAGCGAGGAGAAAAAAAAGCCUUAUUGUUAAGCAGGUUAGGGCUGAACCAACGUGUAUGAAAGUGUUCUUUUUCCUAUUUUAAAUUAUUGAACUUUAUUAUCAAGACUCUAUUUGGUAUUAAUCCUUUUGUAUUGAAUAGUGUGUAUUUUUGUUCCUAUAUAGUAUAUUUAUAUGGUUUGAAUACAACAUAAUGUGUGACGCGCAGUCUGAUUUUGUCGACGAACAAACCAAAAACUUUGCUACUCAGAUUUUUCUUUAUUUUUUGCAAGUUUUCUGUGGGAUGUGUGAACAUGUUGCCAAAAAAAAAAAAGUACAAAAGUAAUUUUUAU